AUGGUUGAAAAUAAAGUUGACUUUGCUGCAAGUAUAGGAAGAAUUAAUUUAAUUAAAUUAUUAAAUCAAAUAAGUGAAAAAGGGACAGAAAAAGCAGUUGAUUUUGCUGCAAAAAAUGGACAUCUUGAAGUACUUGAAUAUUUACAUUCAAUAGGAUAUAAAGGUACAGAUCGUGCAAUUAAUUAUGCUGCAAUUAAUGGUUAUCUUGAAGUACUUGAAUAUUUACAUUCGUUAGGUUAUAGAGUAACAGAAUGCACAAUUUGUUGUGUUGCAAAAAAUGGAAAUCUUGAAAUAUUAAAAUACUUGCAUGAAUUAGGGUAUAAAGGUACAGAAGAUGUAAUAGAUAAUGCUGUUGAAAGUGGAAAUCUUGAAAUAUUAAAAUACUUGCAUGAAUUAGGGUAUAAAGGUUCAGAAUAUGCAAUAGAUGAUGCUGUUGAAAUUGGAAAUCUUGAAAUAUUAAAAUACUUGCAUGAAUUAGGGUAUAAAGGUUCAGAAUAUGCAAUAGAUGAUGCUGUUGAAAGUGGAAAUCUUGAAAUAUUAAAAUACUUGCAUGAAUUAGGGUAUAAAGGUACACAAUAUGCAUUUAAUUGUGCUGUUAAAAGUGGAAAUCUUGAAAUAUUAAAAUACUUGCAUGAAUUAGGGUAUAAAGGUACACAAUAUGCAUUUAAUUGUGCUGUUAAAAGUGGAAAUCUUGAAAUAUUAAAAUACUUGCAUGAAUUAGGGUAUAAAGGUACACAAUAUGCAUUUAAUUGUGCUGUUAAAAGUGGAAAUCUUGAAGUACUAAAAUGUUUACAUUCUAUAGGAUAUAAAUGUACAGAUUAA
Molecule: messenger RNA, 822 nt
Organism: Hydra vulgaris (swiftwater hydra)
Lineage: Eukaryota; Metazoa; Cnidaria; Hydrozoa; Anthoathecata; Hydridae
Molecular function (GO): protein binding
Source: RefSeq, a predicted model, not a curated record